Messenger RNA from Gigantopelta aegis, 694 nucleotides. RefSeq names its product multifunctional methyltransferase subunit TRM112-like protein. Gene Ontology annotation, biological process: tRNA methylation; peptidyl-glutamine methylation; rRNA (guanine-N7)-methylation. The record is from RefSeq and is a predicted model, not a curated record. The coding region runs from base 6 to 446 and encodes 146 amino acids. Gene Ontology annotation, molecular function: protein heterodimerization activity. NCBI's taxonomy places the organism in Eukaryota, Metazoa, Mollusca, Gastropoda, Neomphalida, Peltospiridae. The transcript is spliced from 4 exons.
UUAAAAUGUUAGUUUUCAUUAAACCUAACGGAUCCUUCCGGUAUUGGAGUUGCACACGAAAAACUUGGACAAUGAAGUUGCUAACACAUAACAUGCUUACGUCUAAUAUUAUUAAAGGGGUUUCCAAAGGGUAUCCCCUAGGAAUAGUGGCCAGUAAAGUCGAAGUAAAGGAAGAAGAUUUCAACCCAGAAUUUAUAUCUCGCAUGAUCCCCAAAAUAGAUUGGCCUGCAUUAGCCAAAGCUGCUGUUGAUGUUGGUCAUAACAAUGAUUUGCCAUCAGAGGUAGUUUCAGAUUUUGAAAAAAAUGAAGAUUUUCUUAAAAAGGCUCACCAUGUUUUAAUGCAGGUUGAAGUUAUUGAGGGAAACCUCGUGUGUCCAGAGACUGGGAGAAAGUUUCCCAUCAGUAAUGGAAUACCAAACAUGCUGUUGAAUGAAGACGAAGUUUGACUGGGUUUAUCUCCAACAAGUGAUGUUUUAUUCAGGCAAAACAAACACAGCAAAUUUGGAACAUUUGGCCUCAUGCACAACUUAACUGAUUUUAGACAGCAUUACCUUUACUAUAGACACCAAGCUGACAAAUACAGGGUAUAUGUGAGGUUUACCACUCUUGUGGCAAAGUGAUGUUUGUGAAAAGAAAGACAAUCCUGCUGGAAGAUGUUGCAGUCUUUUGGUGAUAUGUCUUGCAGAGCAGUGCA